AUGUUUCAUAGUGGAGAGGAACAGAAUCGCAUUGUCGAGCAUCUUGACGAAUUACAGCACUCAUCUGGAUCAACAACAGCAACAACACUUGAUGCAGCCAAUUCAACCAACACAUUCGAACUUGGUCAUAUCACCGCAUCUGAUUUUGACUCGAUCGGAUUCGACUCCGACUGUGAUUUUGGACGGCGAAAUUCAUGGGCAACAUGUCCAUCUACCUACAACACUGGUGGUGAACGGCAGUGCUUCUCUACGUUCGCUCCUGAAGACAAGUGGCCUAUUUAA
Adineta ricciae is the source of this 282-nucleotide messenger RNA. Lineage: Eukaryota; Metazoa; Rotifera; Eurotatoria; Adinetida; Adinetidae. The record is from the annotation of a GenBank genome assembly.